Messenger RNA from Dicrocoelium dendriticum, 597 nucleotides. The record is from the annotation of a GenBank genome assembly. Lineage: Eukaryota; Metazoa; Platyhelminthes; Trematoda; Plagiorchiida; Dicrocoeliidae.
AUGGACUGCACGGCAACCCGUUCUGUGCCCGCUUCUCCGGAACGCCGUGGACCACUUGGUGCUUCGGCCGACUCAGUUUUGCAAUGUCCCAAGUGUGAUCGUCGAUUCACCAGACCGGGCGCUUUGUCCGAGCACGAACUCACUCAUACUCCCGGUGGUCCAGCAGCAAGACACCAGUUUGUCUGUCCUUACUGUCCCGACACAUCGUCUACCACUGCCUGUUCACCACAAACAGUGGGGUCGGACACCCUAUCUUCAGGCGCAGUUGCAUUCACUUUGAAACGAAAUCUCCACGCACAUCUGCGUUCUAUUCACGCCAAUCUCGCUUAUCCGUGCACUUGGCCUGGGUGUCCAGUGCUCCUGUCAAGCAAUCAAAAGCUCAGUGAACACCUUCAACGCCAUCGCACUAAUCGGCCAGUAGCUCAGACUACCCGAGCUAGGCACCGCAGACAGCGUCAUUCCAAGCAAAGUCGAGAUCAUACGCAAGUUUCAACCAAAAAACGGCCAUCGAAGCACCUAGACGAAGAUUAUGAAACCGCCAGCCAAAGCAGUAUCGUGGCAUUGCUAUUGGACUCUGGGGAAGAUUUAUCUGCUCAG